This is a messenger RNA of Dictyostelium discoideum AX4, 447 nucleotides long. RefSeq names its product ubiquitin-conjugating enzyme E2 (gene ubcB). The record is from RefSeq and is a predicted model, not a curated record. The transcript has 3 exons. Gene Ontology annotation, molecular function: ubiquitin conjugating enzyme activity. Lineage: Eukaryota; Evosea; Eumycetozoa; Dictyosteliales; Dictyosteliaceae. Gene Ontology annotation, biological process: protein ubiquitination. Bases 1 to 447 code for a protein of 148 amino acids.
AUGGCAGCUCACAAACGUUUACAAAAAGAAAUCACCGAUAUGCUCAAAACUCCACCAUCAUGGUGUUCAGCUCAUCUUGUAGAUGAUAAUUUACAAAAAUGGAAAGCAACUGUUCAAGGACCAGAAGGAUCUCCAUUCGAAAAAGGUGUAUUUAGUAUGGAUAUUGAUAUUCCAGCUGAUUAUCCAUUCAAACCACCAACAUUAAAAUUUACAACUAAAAUCUAUCAUCCAAAUAUUAAAACAUCUGAUGGAGCAAUUUGUGCAGAAGUAUUCUCAACAUGGAGUCCUCAAUUAAAGAUUCUUGAUGUUCUUACAACAAUUCGUUCAAUUCUUACUGAUCCAAACCCAGAUAAUCCUUUGGAAACUGAAAUCGCUCAACAAUUCAAAACUGAUAGAAAUGCAUUCAAUAAAACCGCCAAAGAAUGGACUAAAAAAUAUGCCAAGUAA